Molecule: messenger RNA, 2019 nt
Organism: Drosophila miranda
Lineage: Eukaryota; Metazoa; Arthropoda; Insecta; Diptera; Drosophilidae
Product: protein white-like
Exons: 5
Coding region: 1-1953 (650 amino acids)
Cellular component (GO): plasma membrane
Molecular function (GO): catalytic activity; ABC-type transporter activity
Source: RefSeq, a predicted model, not a curated record
AUGAAGAACUCCAUAAAAGAAGAAUUUGUGUCUAAGGUCUGCUACGACCUGAGCCGCUGCUGGCAAUCAGUGGAGACUCCCCACUACUCGAAUGUUGUCUACCGCCUGAUGACAUACAAUCUGUUGGCCCCGGAUAUGGUAGUGAAGCACAAGUCGCACUAUGGGGGCAUCGAAGAGCAGCAUCUGAAUUGGGGACAUCGUCUGAACAAGCUCACGCAAGAGGUGCAAGUCCUCAAUCCGGACAUCCUCUGUCUGCAGGAGAUGCAGUGCAGUCAUCUGCCGCAGAUCAUGCGACGCUUCAAGGCGACCACCAUGCGGAGCUACAAUUACAUAUUCCAGCAAAAGUUGGAGAGCGAAUCCGAUGGUAUAGCCAUCAUCUACGAUAUGAAAAAGCUCGAGCUGAUCGGCCAUCGGGCCUUGGGGGCCAAAUCCAGGAGCCCAACAAGCCUGAUCGUGUGCAGUGCCCACCUACUGCAGGGCACUCCCCUGGGUACGGAUGGGCGCCCAGACAUUGUGCAACGUCUGCGCAGCGAACUACUCCAAUAUAGCCACGACUACGAGAACAACAGCUGCAUUCCAAUCAUCCUCGGAGGAGACUUCAACUUUUCGAGCGGCACCAAACCCUUCCGCACCCUGACGACGCCCGCCGUCUAUUCAGCCUGUUCCAAGCAGUUGGUGCCCGUCUACAGCACUGCCACCAAGCAGGUGUCCGCCUACGACUCGAAGCAGGGCUGGAUUGAUGCCGAUCAUAUUUUCUACUCGAAGGGCUGUCCGCGCUACAAUAUACGUGUUUGCAGCUACUACCUGCUGCCACGCAUCUGCUUGGAGCAACUACCCAACCAUUUCCUCGGCUCAGACCACUACUCUCUGGCCGUCAAUUUCACUUUCAGUGUUGGGGCCCAGUGUCCGACUAAUUACAACCCGGCGGACUUCUACGUUCAGGUCCUGGCCGUUGUACCAGGCCGCGAGGCUGAGUCCAGAGAGAGGAUUGCCAAGAUAUGCGAUAACUUUGCCGUCAGCAAAGUGGCCCGGGAAAUGGAGCAGCUGCUGGCCACCAAGAAACUCGAGCAGCCCCUGGAGCAGCCCGAAAAUGGUUAUACGUACAAGGCCACCUGGUUUAUGCAGUUCCGGGCAGUGCUCUGGCGUUCCUGGCUAUCCGUGCUGAAGGAACCGUUGCUGGUCAAAGUACGACUCAUUCAGACAACGAUGGUGGCCAUCCUGAUUGGCCUGAUCUUUCUGGGCCAGCAGCUUACGCAGGUGGGCGUAAUGAACAUCAAUGGGGCCAUCUUCCUGUUCCUCACCAACAUGACCUUCCAGAAUGUUUUCGCCACUAUCAAUGUUUUCACAUCGGAGCUGCCGGUAUUUAUGAGAGAAGCCCGAAGUCGUCUGUACAGAUGUGACACGUACUUCUUGGGCAAGACCAUAGCAGAGCUGCCGUUGUUCCUCACCGUUCCCUUGGUAUUCACUGCAAUUGCCUAUCCAAUGAUUGGACUCAGGCCGGGCGUGAUGCACUUCUUCAACUGCCUGGCACUGGUCACAUUGGUGGCCAAUGUGUCGACAUCGUUCGGAUAUCUGAUAUCCUGUGCCAGCUCCUCCACCUCGAUGGCCCUGUCGGUGGGCCCACCAGUCAUUAUCCCGUUCCUGCUGUUCGGUGGGUUCUUUUUGAAUUCCGGGUCGGUGCCCGUCUAUCUGAAGUGGCUGUCGUAUCUGUCCUGGUUCCGGUACGCCAACGAGGGGCUGCUCAUCAACCAGUGGGCGGAUGUGGAGGCAGGUGAAAUCAGUUGCACCUCCUCGAACACGACGUGCCCCAGCUCCGGCAAGGUCAUCCUAGAGACCCUAAACUUCUCGGCUGAGGAUUUGCCCCUGGAUUACGUGGGACUGGGCAUCUUAAUUGUUAGCUUUAGGGUAUUGGCUUAUCUGGCACUGAGACUCAGGGCCAGACGCAAGGAGUAGAGUCUGCCGAAGAUCAAUCAUAGUUAAUGCGGUUUUUUGUAUGAGUACUCGUACGUGUCGUGUGUG